Anneissia japonica is the source of this 784-nucleotide messenger RNA. Its product is annotated as fibropellin-3-like. Bases 1 to 594 code for a protein of 197 amino acids. The record is from RefSeq and is a predicted model, not a curated record. Lineage: Eukaryota; Metazoa; Echinodermata; Crinoidea; Comatulida; Comatulidae. The transcript has 5 exons.
AUGUGUGAAUGUCCAAACGGAUUUACCGGCGAUAACUGUGAAACCAGUACCGAUUGUAGCGACAAUGUAACGAGUAUACAGCUAACCCCCGAAGAAGAAAAAAAGACUACAGGUGAGUAUGUAUGUGAAGAUGGUACAUGUUUGAAUGAUACUCAUGUCUGCAUUGAAUGUGGUCCAGGGUUUCAUUUCUGUCGUUGCUACGAUGUAUUUGUCGGUAUAAAUUGUACACAGAAUGCGUAUUACUGUCAGAAUAUCCAAUAUCUGAAUGGUUCCAGUGUUAAUGAUACAAUGCCAUUUACAUUUUCAAAUGGAUUUAAAGGCAUCUCUUGCAAACAGAGUGUGUAUGACUGUGAUUAUAUGGAAUGUCUGAACAAUACAUUUUGUACAUCUAGUAGUAGUACCUUUCCAUCAUCACGGUGCCAUUGUCCCGAUGGAAUUAGUGCUAGUGGUUCCUAUUGUGAUUUAAGUAAGUAUAUUUUGUUAUUUUACAUUAUAUCUAAUAACUGUUCUAAUAACUAUGCAUCAUGGCGUAUAACGCCUAUGAGUUCUCAUGGUCCAAAGCCGAAAGGGGCCCCAAGUGUACCCGGAUCAUAGCCUUAACCCAGUGUUGGUGUAAUUUUUCACGCAGUUUGAAUAUCUUGAUGAAGCAUUGCAGAUGCUCUAAUCAACAUCAAACCCGAAUCAGUGAGUAAAAAUUAAAAUAGAUUGGUCCAGUUGUUUUUGAGUUAUGAGCCCAGAAGGACACACACGUCACUGAUACAACUCCUCUUUUUCAAAAUUUGAA